AUGGACCCAACCGGAGCAACCGUACCCGGAUCCAUUUUACCAGGACCCGAGUUCGAGUCCCUCCAAUUCCGAGAAGAAAUCCACCGACUCAUGGCCGUGCCACCGGAGAACGCCAGCUCCUUCACGGCGCUUCUAGAACUUCCGCCGACCCAAGCCAUGGAGCUCCUCCACCUCUCGCCGGAGGCCAACUCUACUCCGACUCCGGCCGCCAUCUCCGGCGAGGCGCGGGUCCAACACCCUUUCAAUUCCAGCCUCACCUUCCCUGCAAACCCCGCCUUAAUCGAACGCGCCGCCAAGUUCUCGAUCUUUGCCGGAGAGGGCUCGCCGGAGACAAGCUCCAUGCCGUCCAACUCCGGCGCGGAUUUGGAGAAGGUGAAGACCGAGCCGGUCGAGACCGAUUCGAACCCGAACUCAUCCCAGCUAACGCUUGACGCGACCAAGAACAACCAGAGGUCCUCGGCGAAGAGAAAGGAGCGAGAGAAGAAGGUUAAGCUCUCGACGAAGAAGAGCAAGAGCGAAAUCAAAGAAGACGCCGACAAGGUUCCCUAUGUUCAUGUUCGUGCUCGGCGUGGUCAAGCCACAGACAACCAUAGCUUAGCAGAGCGAGCGAGGAGAGAGAAGAUUAAUGCGAGGAUGAAGCUGCUGCAGGAGCUGGUCCCAGGAUGCAAUAAGAUUUCAGGCACCGCACUGGUUCUGGAUGAAAUCAUCAAUCACGUGCAGUCCCUACAACGUCAAGUUGAGUUCUUAUCAAUGAGACUUGCGGCAGUCAACCCAAGAAUUAAUUUCAACCUUGAUGGUAUAUUGGCUGCUGAAAGUGGAUCUCUAAUGGAAGCUAACUUCGCCAAUAUGGUUACACCUCUGAUGUGGCCAGAAGUCCCAAUCAAUGGAAACAGACAACCGUAUCAUCAGCAAUGGCACUUUGAUACUCAUCAGCCUGGUUGGGGGAGGGAAGAAGAAACUCAUACUUUCAUUACUCCAGAGACCUCCCUUAUCAGUUGCGACUCUUCAGCAAAUUCAGCAACUCUGCAGACAAGUCAUUUGAAGAUGGAGAUGUGA
This is a messenger RNA of Prunus armeniaca (apricot), 1056 nucleotides long. NCBI's taxonomy places the organism in Eukaryota, Viridiplantae, Streptophyta, Magnoliopsida, Rosales, Rosaceae. The record is from the annotation of a GenBank genome assembly.